Molecule: messenger RNA, 1746 nt
Organism: Tigriopus californicus
Lineage: Eukaryota; Metazoa; Arthropoda; Copepoda; Harpacticoida; Harpacticidae
Product: metal cation symporter ZIP14-like
Exons: 6
Coding region: 160-1644 (494 amino acids)
Biological process (GO): intracellular zinc ion homeostasis; zinc ion import across plasma membrane
Cellular component (GO): membrane
Molecular function (GO): zinc ion transmembrane transporter activity
Source: RefSeq, a predicted model, not a curated record
GACCGAGGAAGGCAUGCAAGUGUGUAUCAUGAUUCCUCGUUUUCUGGCUAAGUUCAACGCAGCACAUGUGAUAGGAUGAAGAUAAUGCAUGCAUACUACUGCAAAGUAUGACCAGCAUUUUUAAUCUCCUGAGCUACCUGUCAAACCACCGUUUUCACCAUGAAUUGGCACAGUUUCCCAAUGCUCAUGUGUUCCCUUUUGGUCGGCUUGUGUUCUUCGGCCGAUCCAAAUGAGGUCCACACUUCUAUCCUGGCCCAAAUUAGCCAUUAUGCUCGAAAUGGGACCCUGGAUAGUGAUUAUUGUGCCACCGCUGCCAAUCCGGGUUUGUGCCAAUCCGUGCAGGCUUGCUUCAACAUUUCCAAUCCUGAUGAUCCAUUUUUCGCCAUGUGUCAAUUGGUUGCCGCGAAAAAUGCCAAAGUUACGAAUGAGAGUGGGACCGUUUCCGCCAAACGACGGAAAUCCCCUCCUUCAUCAGCUUCGGUUUGGGGCUACGGGUUCUUGUGCGUGACCGUUAUCAGCCUUACCUCCGUUUUGGGCGUGGGGGUGUUGCCCUUCAUGUCCAAAUCGUUUUACAAGACGUUGCUCACGGUGCUGAUUGGAUUGGCGGUGGGAUCGCUUUCAGGAUCGGCCGUGUUCCACUUGAUCCCAUCGGCCUUUUCUCUCUCGGAAGUGACAUUCUUCCCCCAUCACAGUUACCUCAACAUAUCAUUGGUCAUCUUUGGCGGGAUUUACAUGUUUUUCAUCAUUGAGAGGAUCCUCAAGAUGAUCAUGGAGUACAAAAGCAGGAAAGAUGGUUACCGGUGCCACUCCCACAAACACGACGUGCAAGAAUUGCGCGUUAAUGGAGGGACAAACUCUACUUUAGAGACAGACCAGGAGGACACGAUGCCCCAUGGGGAGUCCAUGGAGCCGAUCCUUCGGAAAUCCAGUCAAGUGGUUGUGAUAGAAAGUACUUAUGAACCCGCAGUUUCUCGUGAGGGCGAAAUCCUCGAACCAACAGUGUGUAAUAAUCUACGUUCCACCAAUCGAGAGUUGUACAACGACUCCCAACAAGCCAUUCGGGCCAGUUUUGGACAUAUGGAUCGACCCGCUUCCAACAAUCGUCCCACCGUGGGGGAUGUGAAAUCACUCCAGCAAAAGACUCCCAUUGCCACGGUGGCUUGGAUGAUCAUUUUCGGUGAUGGAGUGCAUAACUUCAUUGAUGGCCUCUCCAUUGGUGCGGCCUUUUCCGAAUCAAUUCUUACGGGCAUGAGUGUGAGUUUGGCUGUGUUGUGCGAGGAGUUUCCCCAUGAACUCGGCGACUUUGCGGUACUCCUCAACUCUGGAAUGACCAUUAAACAGGCCCUGUGCUACAACUUUUUGUCAGCGUGCACGUGUUAUGUGGGGCUGAUCAUUGGGAUUUCCCUCGGCGAACUCCACGUGGGCAACGAGUAUAUCUUUGGAUUGGCGGGUGGUAUGUUUUUAUACAUUGCAUUGGUGGACAUGGUGCCGGAAAUGAAUGAGACCGCCGACAAGCAGACCGAAGUGAGUCUAUCCAGAGGAAGCGUUCCACGUUUCUUUCUCCAGAAUGUGGGGAUGCUGACCGGGAUUUUGAGCCUAUUUUUCCUGGCUAAAUAUCAAGAUGACAUGUACGUCGAUUGGUGAAUGACGGACAUUGCAAUGGGUGCAAUAUUAGUGAUAUAACCGUGACUUUGUUCUCUGUGAAUGGUUGAAAAACUGAGAGAAUAAAGCAAGGGAAAAAGUGGA